GCGUUGAGCUACCUCAACGCCUGAAUCUGGAGGCUUUUGCGGUGAUGUGCAGAAAUGGUGUUGAGUUUCCUGAACUGCACGUCUUCACAAACACGUCAUCGUCCACUCACUCACUCUUCAUUAUCUUCCAUCCAUUCUACCGGACGCCCGCUCAUCUCCUCUGCGGCUUGCAUACUGCAGCCGGAGGACAAGGAACAGAAAGGCGGAGGUGACAUUGCAGUGCGCACUGUUUUUUUUUUUUUGCCACUGCCCACAAUGGCGAGUGCCCAAGCCAUGCCCAUUUCCGUUUGGGAAAAGUUGACGGAAGCCCCGGAGGAUGCUAUUCUCGGGGUGACGGUCGCAUACAAUAAGGACCCGAAUCCGGUCAAGCUGAAUCUUGGAGUCGGAGCUUAUCGAACGGAUGAGGGAAAGCCAUUGGUUUUGGAAGUCGUCCGGCAAGCUGAAGCUCGUCUCGUGGCCGACAGGAGCCGCUAUAAGGAGUACUUGCCGAUCGUUGGCCUUGCUGCAUUCAACAAGCUAAGCAAGGAAUUGGCAUUCGGCGCUGACCAUCCGGCUGUUGUAGCGAAUCGCAUAACAACGGUGCAAGGUCUUUCCGGGACCGGGUCGCUGCGCGUCGGUGCAGAGUUUAUGGGCCAGCACUACCACACGCCCAUCAUCUAUGUCCCAGUCCCAACCUGGGGCAACCACAACAAGAUAUUCCCGAAGGCGGGUCUAAAAGUGCAAUCGUAUCGCUACUACGACCCCGCGACGAGAGGCCUGAAUUUCACCGGAAUGAUGGAGGACCUAAAAGCGGCUCCGGAUGGGGCCAUCAUUCUGCUGCAUGUGUGUGCACACAACCCCACUGGUGUCGACCCUCUCCCCGAGCAGUGGGACGCCAUUCGACAGCUCAUCAGAGCUAAGGGGCAGUUUCCGUUCUUCGACAGUGCGUAUCAGGGGUUCGCGAGCGGGGAUCUCGAUGCCGAUGCGUACGCGUUGAGGAGUUUCGCGGCGGACGGUGGCGAGCUCGCGCUUGCGCAGAGUUACGCCAAGAACAUGGGGCUUUACGGAGAGAGGGUUGGCGCGCUGAGUAUGGUUUGCGCGACUGCAGCGGCUGCGAAGCUUGUCGAGGGCCAGCUGAAGCUCGUCAUCCGCCCGAUGUACUCCAGCCCUCCACUCCAUGGUGCAGCCAUCGUAGCGACCGUACUAAGCGAAGAGAAGUUGCUUCACGACUGGAAGGCCGAGCUCAAGGGCAUGGCUGACAGGAUCAUUGAAAUGAGGCAUAAGCUUUAUGACGCUCUGCUGCAGAGAGGUACACCAGGCGACUGGACUCACAUCCUGAAGCAGAUUGGCAUGUUCACUUUCACAGGCCUGACCAAGCCGCAAGUCGACUUCAUGAGAGAGAAGUAUCAUGUCUAUAUGACAGGUGACGGACGCAUUAGCAUGGCCGGGUUGAGCACGGCGACGGUGCCUCACCUCGUGAAUGCAAUUGACGAUGCGGUAAGAAACAUAGCGUAAGCGAACAUUUCUGCAACUGCAAAUCGAAGAACAUUGAUUGAGAGAAGAUUUGUACAAGUCACGUCGGCAAGCAGAGAGGAGAGGAGAGAGAAGAGGAGAGGAGAGAGGAGAGGGGAGAGGGAGAGGAGAGGAGAGGAGAGGAGAGGAGCAGAUGUGGGGAAACUUGCGUCUUUUCUUCUCAGGUGGGCGAGUCACUGAUGAGUGGUUAAAAAAAAGAAAAAAGGAAAUCCCAUUAUCUUUUGAGAGGGACUCUGGACCUGCUUUCCAGCAUUUAAACAAAACGAGGAUGACGAGCCGUAAUGCUCCAAAAGAGAAGAACUACUGAGUAAGUUAUUAUGUACAGUUGGGGAAGAAUUGUGGUGGUGCUGAGAUCUCUGGGGAGCAGCUGGCGAUUGGUGAAACUUGUUCAGUUAUCGCAUUUCCAGCAUGGAUAGUAUAAUGCUGUUUUCUUCUUCUUCUUCUUCUUCUUCUUCUUCUUCUUCUUCUUCUUCUUCUUCUUCUUCUUCUUCUUCUUCUUCUUCUUUCGCUUAAUUAAGCAAGGGAG
This is a messenger RNA of Chara braunii, 2038 nucleotides long. NCBI's taxonomy places the organism in Eukaryota, Viridiplantae, Streptophyta, Charophyceae, Charales, Characeae. The record is from the annotation of a GenBank genome assembly.